This is a messenger RNA of Triticum turgidum subsp. durum (durum wheat), 2097 nucleotides long. Lineage: Eukaryota; Viridiplantae; Streptophyta; Magnoliopsida; Poales; Poaceae. The record is from the annotation of a GenBank genome assembly.
AUGGUCGGGUCGGGGUCGAAGCAUGCCGCGGGCGGGAGCGGCCUCGGCGGCGGAGGGGAGAGGCGCAAGUACCCGAUCCGCGCCGAGGACUACGAGCUGUACGAGGAGAUCGGGCAGGGCGUCAGCGCCAUCGUCUACCGCGCGCUCUGCAGGCCGCUCGGCGAGACCGUCGCCGUCAAGGUGCUCGACUUCGAGCGCACCAACAGCAACCUGAACAAUAUCAUGCGUGAAGCCCAGACAAUGAUUCUUAUAGACCAUCCUAAUGUUGUUAAGGCGAUCUGUUCGUUUGCAAAUAACCAAACGUUAUGGGUAGUUAUGCCGUACAUGGCUGGAGGAUCUUGUCUUCACAUAAUGAAAUCAGUCUAUCCGGAUGGUUUCGAGGAAGCUGUCAUUGCAACACUGCUCCGUGAAGUUCUAAGAGGAUUGGAAUAUCUUCAUCAUCAUGGGCAUAUACAUCGUGAUGUCAAGGCGGGAAAUAUCCUAGUUGAUUCUCGUGGUGGAGUUAAGCUUGGAGAUUUUGGGGUUUCUGCUUGCCUUUUUGAAUCUGGUGACAGACAGCGGGCUAGAAACACUUUCGUGGGAACUCCUUGCUGGAUGGCACCAGAGGUAAUGGAGCAACUACAUGGAUAUGAUUUCAAGGCAGACAUAUGGUCCUUUGGAAUUACCGCACUUGAACUUGCCCAUGGUCACGCUCCUUUCUCAAAGUGCCCUCCCAUGAAGGUCUUGCUUAUGACACUUCAAAAUGCUCCCCCCGGUCUUGAUUAUGAAAGAGAUAAGAAAUUCUCAAGGCACUUCAAGCAAAUGGUAGCUAUGUGUUUGGUAAAAGAGCCUUCAAAAAGGCCGACUGCAACAAAAUUGCUCAAGCAAUCCUUUUUCAAGCAAGCUCGUUCCCAUGAUUACAUUGUUCGAAAGCUUUUGGAGGGAUUGCCUGGCCUUGGCGCUAGAUAUCAAGCUUUGAAGGAAAAGGAUGAACAUUUACUUGCUCAAAAGAAAAUGCCUGAUGGUAGAAAGGAAGAAAUCUCGCAGGAUGAAUACAAAAGGGGUAUCAGCAGCUGGAACUUUGACAUUGAUGACCUGAAGUCUCAAGCCUCACUGAUUUCAGAGUGUGAGGACACGAUAUCAUCUAAAGAUACAGAUAUAUCGUCUAUCUAUGACUUCGACACCAGCUUGCAGGAGCAAGCACUCGAAGGGUCUCUUUUUUCAAUGAAGUAUGAUACUGACAUCGAAAAUGAUGUCAUGGCCAAUGAUAAGUCAGCUGUUUCAUCACCCGAGCAGUCUGUUUGUCUAUCAAGGGCAUCUCUAUGUGGAACUUCUAACGGAGUACUGGUAAAUGGCCAUGUCAGGAAACACAGCUCUAUGGAAAGCUGUGAUUUGGACUUGCAAGAGAAAGAUUUGGAUGCCAUUCCAACAAGCUCAUUUCAGGAAAGGAAGUGUUCUUUCAGUUCUUGCUCAUCAGAUGGUUUUCUUUCUUCCAAAGAGAGUUCUUUCAGCUCUAAGCCACAAAUCAACAUUCAUAACCGUGACAAGGGUAGCGGAGGGGUCUUGCAAGUAGCAGAUGAGCCAUCUCCUGAAGCUAUUUCUAGGGCACCUAAAUCAUUGGUAUCAAAUGUUGAUGAACAUGAUGAUAGAUCAAAACCUCCACUUAUACAGCAAAGAGGUCGUUUUAAAGUUACACCUGGGAAUGUCGAGUUGGAUAAGGCUCACUCACCUGGCCUACAAAAGUCUCACAGCAUGCAGACAAUUUCUCAACUUUCUGCAUUAAGCAUACCAUCUUCAGCUGAGGCUGCUUCAAGCAUUAUUGGUGGCUCCUUGUACAUCCAGUUAUACAAUGUUUUGCAGACCAAUCUGCUUCAGAGGGAACAGAUACUUCAUGCGAUGAAGCAGUUAUACAUUUCUGAUUCUAUUUCACCUGUUCGGAUGCAUUCGUUAAGUCGUUCCCCAUCUCCAUCAUCAGCUUUAUCGGUAGAUAGAUCCAUGUUGGAAGCAGCACAAGAGAAGGAGAAGGAACUGGUCAAUGAAGUCCUGGAGCUACAAUGGCGGUUAUUGUGUGCACAGGAUGAGGUGCAGAGGCUCAAAGCAAAAGCAGCCCAGAUCUGA